Messenger RNA from Zophobas morio, 2089 nucleotides. RefSeq lists its product as uncharacterized. Gene Ontology annotation, molecular function: DNA binding; DNA polymerase binding. NCBI's taxonomy places the organism in Eukaryota, Metazoa, Arthropoda, Insecta, Coleoptera, Tenebrionidae. The transcript has 18 exons. The record is from RefSeq and is a predicted model, not a curated record. Bases 50 to 2089 code for a protein of 679 amino acids. Gene Ontology annotation, biological process: regulation of DNA-templated DNA replication initiation; mitotic cell cycle; DNA replication preinitiation complex assembly. Gene Ontology annotation, cellular component: nucleus.
ACUUGGCUUUAAUAAGGCCUUCUAUAGUCAUAUUCCCGCGUUUAAAGUAAUGAAACAAGAAAGUAUCUUUGCAUAUUUCCCAGCAAAGAGAAAACGUUACGAUUUAGCACCUCAAAAAACUUUAGAACUUACACCAAAAAAUAAGCCUUGUCGGAAGGUGGACUUGCCUCCAAUUAUCCCCGCUAAAGUUCCAAACGGUAUAAUAUGUGGCGCUCCGAUUACUAGUCUUAACGAAAAUAAUUCUGAACCUGAUAAUAUCUCUAAAAGUGCAGUAUAUGACUCAGAAGAAAGAAAAGUUAGUAAUUUGACUUUACCUUAUCCACAAAGCGAGACGAUAUCUCUUGAUGCACAGAAGUGUUUUGGUUAUAAAGCAUCCGCGAACUCCUCUUCCCCACUUCCACCACUUUCUCCCUUAAGUCCAUCUUUGAGUAUACAUAAAACUACAUCUCAGAAGGAAGAACAACUGGAGACAAACGUUAGCUCGAAAGCUUUGUCUACUAAGAAAGCUUCUACCAUAUCUUCCGCUUAUAAAUCUAAAAAUACAGUUUUAUUAAAAAAGCAGAACAAUGAAGAGAUCCAAUUUCCAGAAAAAACUUCUCGAAAAUCUUUAAGUGCUUAUGAGGAAACUUUCCUUAAAGAUAUAACACCGAAAACUGGCACUGCGACAAAACUUUUUUGUUCAUCUUCGCGUGAAACAUCUGCAGUCAUUGCAAGGCUUAAACACGAUAAAGUUUAUUCAGUUGGGCCUGCCUAUGAAAUCGCACGUGUUCCUACCUCUACCUUUGAGAAAUUUAAAAAUCGCGUCGUUGCAAAAAGACUCGCGUCCAAACCCACUUCAACUGGGGAUAGUGCGAAGGAAGACUUGGAGAGGAUAUUUACUUUGCCGAAAGCCUUCGAGGAUUUGCUGCGAAGAUUCACUGCGUUGGAUCACGCGCUUCGUAUUGAACAAAAAAAAAAUCUUAAAUUAACUUUUGAGAAAGCCAAAAGUUUUAUUGAAAACUUAACUAAACUAGAUUUUGAGAAGUCGCAUCUUGGACGCUUCUUGACGGUUUUCCCGAAGGCGUUUGUGUGCGAGUUGAUUCCUAACGAAGAUGCCAAAUUGCAAAGGAGAGGAACUGCCCGCCACGCGGAAGAUUUUUGGAAAUUUCUAAUUUGGGGGGAUCUCUCGCGGACUCGAGAAGACGGAUCCAUAGAUUCCGUUUCUCCAAUUACUAUGCAAAACCGGCAGAAACAAUUCAAAUCCUUUCUUUAUAAACUCAUAGCAAAAAUUCACGACAAAUUUGCUCUCGCCAAAGAAGGAGAGGAAAAGUGGAAGCGCCACGUGUCUGCCUGCCGGGAAAUGGGGGAGGAGUACCCCCUCCAUCCAUCGUUCAGAAUUUACGAACUUACUGAAGACGAUAUCGAGGUUGCUUCUCUUCCUGAACCUCCUAAGCUGGAUCUUUCUCAUCUUCCGAGUGCCCGAGAGUUUCUUGUGCAGCACUCGAAUAACAAAGAAUGGGCACUGAAAAUGAAGCAGAAGUGUGCAGGACGGGCGUUAGCGGCCGGGAAUAAUCGCCACGAGGGGCCCAAAAGGGACCUUCAGGAAGACCGUGAAAAGCCCGCGAGGCUCUCUGCCUUUGAGCGUCUGAAGGCGCAAGUUCUUACAAAGGAUAUACUAAAUAAAUUGGACGAACGUGAAGCGGUAAAGCAAGCACUGGAAACGCACGGCCUCCACGCAGAAGAGCUGGCGCGCCUCGCACAGUUGCAGCGUCUUCCGCGAAUGGUCAAUAUCAUAUACUCCAUGGCGGCCGGUGGCCGAAAGGACUGCUGGAAGUUUGCUGUCCUUGUGGAUCGCCUGCAUUACUCUUAUCUUCCGAAACUCGAGAAAUAUGUAGUUUCUGCGUCGGUCGAACUUCUGAGCGCGGUGGUACCGUGGUGGAUGGAAAUUUUCAAAAACGAUCUCGGAAAAUUUAUCCGUGUGAGGCUAGAGCACUCGCCAGAGAACGUCAAGGCCGCCCUCCAGGUGGAAAUAGAAAGGGGAAUGGCCCGAAAGGCCUCAAGCCACGUGGCUAUGCAAGUAGCAGUGGAGCACGCAAUAAAAAAGCACUGA